AUGACGUGUUGCUCAUCGAAUUCCUCGCUGUCAGAUUUUGGAACUUUGCAAAGAUGUCCGAAUCGAGUUGGAAGUAUUACAGUAAUUCUUGGACCAAUGUUUAGUGGUAAAACGUGAGUUUGAUAAUUUUGGGGUGGAAAUUUGAAUGCGCAUUCAAAUUGCAGCGUUUUGACUCCACGUGACAAUAUUUUAAAAGUUUCCACUCUAAUUUAAUUCCAACAAAAUUUGAAAGUUCAUCUGGCACUGAUUUUUUUUUCAAAAGUUUUUUUUCAGCACCGAAUUACUGCGACUACACGAUCGUCAAAUAAUUGCCAAAAGGACGUGUGUUCUGGUUAAAUAUGCUGGAGAUACAAGAUAUGAUGCAGAACUCGUUGCAACACAUUCAAAGUGAGUCUAUUUAAUUAAUUAGCAAAAAAUCCAAAAUUUCACUCAAAAAUUCAUUUUUUUUUCAAAAGUACGUGAGAAGUUCCAAGCCUUCCAAGAUCAAUUUCAAAUCGCAGCCAAACACAGCGCUGAUUAAUGAAUCUACAAAUAACUAAUUAAUUAUAGAGUCAUUGGACAAGGUCGAACUGUAAAAGCUCAUCAUUUAUCCGAAGUUCGCGCCGAAAUCUUCGACGACGAUGUGCAAGUUGUUUCAAUCGAUGAAGGUCAAUUUUUCGACGAUCUAGCUGAAACUUGCGAACAACUCGCGCAACGCGGAAAAGUUGUCUGCGUCGCGGCUCUCAACGGAACCUUCGAACGAAAACCGUUCCCUCAAGUUUCGCUCCUUCUUCCUUAUGCAAAUGAGAUCAAACAAGUUUCGGCGGUUUGCGUUGAUUGUGGAGCACAAGCGAAUUUUUCAUUCCGAUCGACGAUGGAUAAAAAAGUAGAAGUGAUUGGAGGAUCAGAAUCGUAUGAGGCAUUAUGUAGGGAAUGUUAUGGGAUGAAGAAUGAAGAGAAAGAAGCUGAAGAGAAGUUCAAUCGAAUUGUGGGAAAGGUGAGAAUUUGAGAGGGGAUUGUUAAACAUUUUAGCAUUUUGAUAACUAAUUAGGCAUAUGCAGAUAAGAAUUCCAUAGAAAAUUAUAACAAAAAAUAGUUUCUUUUCGGAAAAAAUCAGAAAUACAACAACAAUUUGAUAUUGCCUCUAAUCAAAAGAAUAUUCUGAAAAUUUUUAGUUUCAAUUUUUUUAUGAGAAGUUCCCAUAUUGUUUUUUCAAAUUCUUCGAAAUUAAAAAAAAGUUUCUUCUCAAAAUCCACGACCUUGUCUUUUUUCCUUGCAAACAGAAAAAAAUGCAAUUUCCAAUUUUCUAUUAUUUGUUUGAUUUAUUUCACAACAAAAAAUACAAAAGAUUGUUGUGUUUGACGAAUUUGACCAAUGAAAAUCAAUUUUCCAUUGAAACAUUUUUUCCAGGAUGAAAAUUCGGUUGUGAGUUCGAAAAUCGACGAAUCCGGAUCGGCUUCGCCUCCAAGGAAAAAGAUUGGACUCACAAAAUCCUUGCAAUCUCAUUGA
Molecule: messenger RNA, 1488 nt
Organism: Caenorhabditis angaria
Lineage: Eukaryota; Metazoa; Nematoda; Chromadorea; Rhabditida; Rhabditidae
Source: the annotation of a GenBank genome assembly